Anisakis simplex (herring worm) is the source of this 330-nucleotide messenger RNA. The record is from the annotation of a GenBank genome assembly. Lineage: Eukaryota; Metazoa; Nematoda; Chromadorea; Rhabditida; Anisakidae.
AUGAAACCUUCUUCUACUGCACACCGAACUCAUCUAGAAAAAACUUCAUCCAACUCUUCAAAUUCUAUUCUUACACCCUCUGGUCUGUCUGCACCUCCUGUUCACGAGACGACAUCCGAACCCGCCACAGUAUCUGAUGAUUCGGCCAAUAGGCCCAGUCGUAUCCCAGUUUUAUCAGCAUGCUCACCGAGUCCUUCAUCUUUAGAGCCUUCUGGUGAUUUGCCAUCCGAAAGGAUCGCUUCCGUUCCCAAUCAUUCUCCGCAAAAAACGCCUCCCUAUCCUAAGGAACUCGCUCCUGAACUAUCGCAUUGUCAAGAAAAUCAGCUUUUG